Molecule: messenger RNA, 2590 nt
Organism: Acipenser ruthenus (sterlet)
Lineage: Eukaryota; Metazoa; Chordata; Actinopteri; Acipenseriformes; Acipenseridae
Gene: kcnk1b
Product: potassium channel, subfamily K, member 1b
Exons: 3
Coding region: 225-1241 (338 amino acids)
Biological process (GO): stabilization of membrane potential; potassium ion transmembrane transport
Cellular component (GO): membrane
Molecular function (GO): potassium ion leak channel activity
Source: RefSeq, a predicted model, not a curated record
CACUACACGGGAAGUCAUUGCCACAUCAGCUUCUGAAAACUCAGUGCAUGUUCAGUGACAGAGAAAAGGUAGAGGGAGAGAGAAGCAAAAACAAAGCCAGUCAUAGAAACGAAUCUUGGCGGGCUUACAGUAUUUAAUAACACAGCACGGUAGACAGUCAGGACAAAGCAGAUUAUUAUUAAGGGGAAACACUUAUACUUUUUUUUUUAAUUAAGCACUGGAAGAUGUUACAGUCUCUAUCCAGUAACUCGUGUGUACGGCUGAUACAAAGCAAUAAAUCGACAUGGUAUUUCUUUUUUCUGGUCCUCGGCUAUGUACUGUAUUUAAUCUUCGGGGCCGUGGUUUUCUCCUCGGUCGAGCUGCCUUAUGAGGACCUGCUCAGGCAGGACCUGAGGAACGUGAAGAGGCAGUUUUUGCAGGAGAACGAAUGCCUGUCAGAAGAGAGACUCGAGGAGUUCUUGGAGAAGGCACUGGAGGCCAGCAAUUACGGGGUUUCGGUGCUGAACAACGCGACAGCGAACUGGAACUGGGACUUCACCUCGGCUUUGUUCUUUGCUAGCACUGUCCUGUCCACUACAGGUUAUGGCCACACAGUCCCCCUCUCAGACGGAGGAAAAGCCUUCUGUAUAAUUUACUCUGUGAUCGGGAUCCCUUUCACUCUACUGUUUCUCACGGCUGUGGUACAGCGUAUCAUGGUGUACGUCACCAGAGGUCCGGUUACGUACAUUCAUACCCGCUGGGGUUUUUCAAAGCAGCUGGUCGCCCUGGUCCAUGCUUUGGUACUGGGACUCGUUACUGCAUCAUGCUUUUUUUUCAUCCCAGCAGCAGCGUUCUCUUCUCUCGAAGAUAACUGGAAUUUCUUAGAGUCUUUCUACUUCUGCUUUAUCUCUCUCAGCACAAUCGGUCUGGGAGACUACGUGCCAGGGGAAGGUUACAAUCAGAAGUUCAGACAGCUUUAUAAAAUCGGGAUUACAUUUUAUCUAAUGCUGGGUCUAAUCGCAAUGUUGGUAGUUCUGGAGACAUUCUGUGAACUGCAGGAGUUGAAGCAGUUUCGGAAGAUGUUCUACGUGAAGAAGGAAAAAGCAGAAGACCGCGUCCACAUCAUCGAUCACGAACACCUUUCAUUCUCCUCCGUCUCCGAUCAAGCCGCUUCCUUGAGGGAGGACAAAUUAAACGAGCCCUUUAUGGAUGUACCACCAUUAACUUACAGUGCCUCUGACUUCUCUUCACUGAACAGAUAGCAUUCCUCUGUAGCAUUAAUGUUCAUCCUGCUGCAUAGUAGUUGUUCUUUUAAUGCCUCUUUGAAAAAAAAAAAAGUCUGUGAACAGAUGAUAAUAACAGUGUCCGUACUCUUAAGGGAGAGGGAAUGUACGAAUAUGACUGUUUACCUAAUAUCUCAUGUGAAAAGCUUAAUAUCCUGCACAUUUAUAUUUUAAUUGCAUACUUGAAAUUCUAGCUUUGGGAUAUGUAAGGGAUUUAAGGGAGAAUUAUGUAACAUUUUAGUAAUUAGAGCUCCGUUCUAUGUGUAUGAUAUGAAGGGGAUCGUUUUUAUUUACAGAGUGAUAUUUGAAAUAACUGUAAUUAGUAUUUUGUUUAUAACAUGCCUGGUAUAGUCUUCAUUCACCUACCUAUGUAAACAUUCAAUUGAUCCAAAUGAGGGCAGAUCUGAAUGUUGCUAGAGAAAGGACCGUCCUUGCCGUUUUCAAUAUUUUAGCAGAACUGCACUAAAGAGACAUGCAUGCACUGUUAGAGGACUGAUUUUCAUAACCGAGGUACACACUUUUCUACUAUCUCCAUGGUGGUGUUAGAUCCCCCACUGUUAAAUCAGCUGAAGAGUUUAAGGGCUGGCCCCUGGUCCUGCAUCACUAAAGACAGACUUUGCCAAGAGUUUAUUUUUGCUGAUUCAACGGACAGAAGUAAAGGGUUAUCAAGAAGUACAGUAGCACAAGGUUAGCGAAAUCUUACAGCAUGUUACUGAAUUGCACCAGUAUUCACUGUAAAAUGAAAUACAUACUGUAAAUAUAUAAAUAAAGGGAAAACAUUUAUCCUCAAAACCUAGAAUGUUAGAGUUAUAGACAUAAAGCAUUGGGGUCCUGGUAUGUACACUGUGGGCUUAUAUAAAUACUAGUGUCUAAUGCUUUUCGAAUACGACUUGUUAAGUCUUUAAAGGGGAAUUUAAGCACAACGUCACAAUGCACGUUGCAUUUAUGGCUAUAUUACAAAGCAGUGCAUGCGCUGUUGUGAUUUUACCUUAACAAAAAUAAGAAGUAUUUUUUAAUAAGAACAGUUCAUAUUAGUACUAGAUCAAAUACCUAUAUCUGCAGUUAUGUUAAAAAAUGCACGAUGAUCAUAUCAUUGGAUAAUUAAGUGAAAUUUCUGUAGCUGUUUCUGGACAUAUCUGUUGUAAAGCUGUCCCGAUUCUUAGGGUCAAGUUCUGUUGCAAGCUCUGAAUCCGUUUUCUCUGUCAAGCUGGAACUACUUCAUCGCUUUUAAACAUUUCUCUCUUGGGAGUGACCUAGCACAAGAAUGUUACCACAGAUCUUCGAAAUAAAAAAAUACAAAUAAUAAUAAAUAAGCAUUGCUGUAAAAA